CAGCAGCGACCACUAACAUCCCCGCGCUGCCCAACAAUCCCUGCCUGCCGGCGCAGGAGAUACAUCAAAUCCACCCGCUCACACGAAACGCACUUUUCGACCCAGAGAACCGCCCAGGCUUUGCAGCUUUGACUCGUCUUUUUUUUAUUUUUGUUUUCUAAAACGGCUGCGCGCAAAGCUGUAUCCCCAUGCCCAAGAGGUGACAAUCGCGGCCAUGGAACGCGGCGGGUCCAGCGCUUCGCGGCCCCUCUUUCCCCAAGGGCCCAGCUUCACGCUCGACGACUUCUCUAGCAAGGACUUCAUCGUCAGCGACUUUGUCGACUCGCUCGCCGAAGCUGCCCUUCCCGUGAGCCGCCGCUCCGGUCCGGCGCAGCAUGCCUUCGAUCCCAAGCCGUUGAUCCGGGGCUUUGAGAGUGCUCUGAGUCGGCUGAGCGUUCUUUCAGAAGAGCUGCAAGAGAAAGAGUCGGAGCUCCUGUCGCAGGUCCGCCGCGCCGAGAUUCAACAUGACCAGACUCUCGAGACCCUCGGCCGCAAGCUCGACCAGUCCAUGGCCCAGUUCGAGGCUCUCGACUUGACUCUCAACAACCCCGGGCCUACCGCCAAUGGAAACACCCGCGCUGACGGAGGCGGCAACAUUGCCGUGCAGAUUGGCGAGAAGCUCGAGGAGCUCGAUCGGAAACGGAGGAAGGCGCAGGACGCCAACUUCCUGAUCCAAUGUUGGAUGGAGGUGACCGAAACGGGCCAGCUGACCUCCCUCGAGGAGAUACAGCGCCAGGGUGGCGCCGAGAACAAGGUGCGGUGCGCCGUCAUUGCCCGCCAGCUGAUGCGCAUCAGCCAGCGCCUCGAUCCGGCGUCCUGGGGGCAGGCGACUACCAACGGCUUCCGGGGAAACGGCAUCACCAACGGCGUCACAGGCACGAACCGGCGACACAACACGAGGGAGGCGCUCGAAAAGUUCUCGGAGCUGCUAGAGCAGGACCUGCUCAGGCAGUUCAACAACAGUUACCGCCGGCAGAACUUUGACGACAUGAUGGAAUGCGCAAGGGUGCUCUACGACUUCAACGGCGGCGCCAGCGUCAUCGCGGCCUUCGUCAACCAGCAUCAAUUCUUCAUCGACCGAGACCAACUGAUCACGGACGAGGUAACCAUGGAUGGGGAGACGUGGGAUCAGCUUGCAGAUCCCGACUCGGAACCGCCCGGUGUUGAGCCAAGCCUCCAGUCGCUGGUGGAUGAGGUCAGGAUCGUGAUGCAAGAAGAGUCGUUCAUCAUCAAGAGGGCGUUCCCCUACUACGAAACCGUCCUGAUCAAAUUCAUACAGCGCGUCUUCCAGCAGUCCAUCCAGCAGAGACUGGAAAUGGUCCUGGACAAGGCGACUACCAUCUCCAGCCUGGCCUUCCUGCGGUCGUUACAUUCGUCCCGCGCCUACAUCAGCGCUUUGGUCGAGGACCUGAAGACCCAUGGUCUGACCGAGCACCCGGAGCCGUGUUCGGCCCAGAUCUCACAGACACUGGACCAACAACUCGAGGAGUUGUUCGUGCCAUAUCUGGUCGGCAACUCGUACAUUGAGCGCGAGAAACGGAGCCUGGAAGAAAUGUACAAUUCCCUGCUCUUCAAGUUCACCAUCUACCACUCGAGGCGGAAGAAGGCGCCGACGGGGUUCAUGGCUGCCAUCGCACAACAGGGCACACAGCUCAUUGCCUCGGCCAAGGACGCCUACAUGGAGCGCUUGGAAUCCUCGGAUCUCACGCCAACGCAGAAACGGACCAUGCUUCGUGUCGCCGGCGUUCAGGACAGCAGCAGCAACAAGAACGAUAUCGAGGUGUCGGAGGAGGAUGGCGUCCUCAGCGUCGCCAACGCAAAGCGAAUGAUCGGCUGGCUCGCCGAGAGCGUCCGGCGCACUCUUGAGAUGGGCUCCUCGAGCGAGACGCCCAAGGACGUCAACAUCCUCCUCAACCUGCUCCUGACCACCAUGGGCCAAGUCUACGUCGAGACCGCCCUCGAUGCGGCCCUUGACCAGGCCACGUCGCAGGAGAACUCCAAGACCGAGCCCGACCUUUCCUACCUCCCCAACCUCCGUCCGGCCGUCACCAUCACCAACCUGAUGUCCCGCUUCAUCAACACCGUCCUUAUCCGCCUUGCCGAAUCCAACACCACCGUCCGCCGCAGCAUGGAAGCUCAGUCCAAGGUGGCCAUCGAGAACACGGAGCGCAAAGUGAAUGCAGUCAUCAAGUCCACACUAGACGUCGCCAUCAACUGGGUAGCCAAGCUCCUGUCACAGCAGAAAAAGGUCGACUUCCGCCCCAAAGACAACGACCUUGAGGGGCUAGUCGACUCCCUGCAGACCCCGACCUGCCAAGCCAUAUGCACCUUCCUCUCCAAGGUAGCCGCCUGCGUCCGCCAGGCGAUCGAUGGCCGCAACCUCGAGGUGUUCUCGUCCGAGCUCGCGCUGGCCGUGCACCGGCUGCUGUUUGAGCACUUCAAAAAGUUCCACGUCAACGCCACGGGCGCCCUGAUGGUGACCAAGGACAUUGCCAAGUACGUGUCGACGGUGAAGGAGUGGCCGCUCACCAAGGAGGUGGAGCAGAGCCUCGAGCUGCUGACCGAGGUGGGAUAUCUGUUCAUCAUCGGACCCGAGGCCCUCAGGGAACGGUCGCGAAACUUGGCGUCCGGCUCGGCGGGCGCGGGCGCUUCCGGAAGCGGCAAGAAGCUGGGCAAGGCCGACUUCAAGGCUUUCGUGCAGAAGCGGGAGGAUGCGUCGAGUGUUGGGGUGCAGAGCGUCUUGAGCGGGUUGUGAUUUGGGAAAGUGAGCAACAACAGAGUUCGCUUUUGACGGCUCCCUCGAUAGCGUGCUGCCGUCUUUUAGUAUGU
Thermothelomyces thermophilus ATCC 42464 is the source of this 2868-nucleotide messenger RNA. RefSeq lists its product as uncharacterized. Gene Ontology annotation, cellular component: exocyst; cytoplasm. Lineage: Eukaryota; Fungi; Ascomycota; Sordariomycetes; Sordariales; Chaetomiaceae. The coding region runs from base 215 to 2794 and encodes 859 amino acids. The transcript is spliced from 2 exons. The record is from RefSeq and is a predicted model, not a curated record. Gene Ontology annotation, biological process: exocytosis; Golgi to plasma membrane transport.